Messenger RNA from Hevea brasiliensis (rubber tree), 2073 nucleotides. RefSeq lists its product as uncharacterized. The record is from RefSeq and is a predicted model, not a curated record. The coding region runs from base 750 to 1844 and encodes 364 amino acids. The transcript has 10 exons. NCBI's taxonomy places the organism in Eukaryota, Viridiplantae, Streptophyta, Magnoliopsida, Malpighiales, Euphorbiaceae.
GGUAUAAAAGGCCAAAAAUAUAUAAUUUUAGGUUCUUGUGAUUUUUCCAUUUUUCCCCCCUUCCUAGUGCUUCUCUUGCAGGGAGUCUCCUCCUCUUGCUCUCUAUAAUGUCACAGUAACCCCUACAACAGCACCACUUACAUCCCAACAACUUUGUAUCAACUCAGCUAAUCUCAGCUCUUGCUUGUGUACAUUCAAAAUCCUCCAUUUGUUCCUCUUUCUUUGGAUGUAAAUAUCAUUUAGCUCUCCCACGGCCUUGCUGAAUUCUAGCUCUACUGGAAACGUUUUAUGGACAAGCUUUAAACCGAUAGUUACUGUCAAGUGUUUUGAGCUUCUGGUCGUCUCUUUGUUGAAUUUCUGUUUACUCUUUUUUCAGUAUAGCUUGGUUUUUGUUGAUAUUUCUUAAAUCUGAGCAAUAGAGAAGAGCUGGGAUCCCUAAAUUCGUCGAAACUAAAUUUGGCAUUUUGGAGAUUCAGAAUUUCGGGUUCAAGAAUAUUUUUAUUCUCAGGCCAGCAUAGGACUCUGACUGAGAUCUGUUGGAUUUCGUUUCUGUAGCUCUUAAAUAUUUGAGCGUUUAUGAAGAAUUUUUGGAUAGCAAGUGCGUUGCCAUUUUGUGGCAAAAACUGCCUUGUUCUCUGACUGUUACAGAAGUAGUUGCUUUUAUUUUUCCUUUGACAAACUAUGUGGCAUUAGCUGCAGCCAAGGAGUAUCUGGACUGAAGAGAUGCCAUCAACCUGUAGUCAGCUGGAAUGAAGACCUUACAGAGCAAUCAAGAAACACAGUCCUCAACGCAAGUUUCGCAGGACUCUCAAAGUGACCAACAGAACAAUCACACAUCAGAGGCUCCUGUAGCAGACUCUGCUUCAGUAUCUGCUUCAAGCAAUGAUGGCCAAAAGGUUUCACGCCAAGAUAUUGAACUUGUUCAGAAUCUCAUAGAGCGGUGCUUGCAGUUGUACAUGAAUAGAGAUGAGGUGGUCAAAACCCUCUUGACACGUGCAAGGAUAGACCCUGGAUUUACAACACUGGUAUGGCAGAAGUUGGAAGAAGAAAAUGCUGAUUUCUUCAGGUCCUAUUACAUAAGGCUGAAACUGAAGAAGCAAAUUCUCUUAUUUAAUCAUUUGCUUGAACAUCAAUAUCAUCUUAUGAAGUUUCCUGUAUCUUCAAAAGUUCAUUUGGCCCCCAUACAAAAUGGGAUUCAUCCCAUGCCCGUUAACAAUUUACCUAUGGGAUACCCUGUCAUGCAACAACCUCCAAUGCCAGCUCCAGGUCAGCCCCAUCUUGACUCCAUGGGAUGUGGAAUAUCAAGCUGCCAUGUGGUUAAUGGAGUCCCUGCUCCAGGAAAUUUUCAUCCAAUUCGGAUGAAUUCUGGGAACAAUUUGGUAAUGAGGGAUAAUACGCCUGAUAUGGCUCCUGUAGUUCCACCAAGCAGUGCCAUGUCAUCCAUGUCUGAUAUGCCUGUGAGUCCUACAUCAGUGGCAUCCAGUGGUCACUUUCCCUUCACUGCAUCAGAAAUAUCAGGUAUGGGAGUUGACACAUCAGCACUUGAUACAGCAUUUACAUCUGAUGUGGCCAGCUCAGUAGGAUUGCAGCUUGGACCAGAUGGUGGGGUUGGCACCUCCAGAUCAUUAGAUCAGAUUCAGUGGAAUUUCAGCCUUUCUGACUUAACAGCAGAUUUAUCAAACUUGGGAGAUUUGGGAGCCCUAGGAAACUAUCCUGGUUCUCCAUUUCUGCCCUCUGAUUCUGAAAUUUUACUUGAUUCUCCAGAGCAUGAGGACAUAGUGGAGGAAUUUUUUGUGGAUUCUGUCCCUGGUCAACCAUCCCAGUCAGAUGAAGAGAAAUCCUAGUCUAAGGUGAGGUCCCAUGCUUUUUCUGGUCAAAAUUGUUAGGAUCGAAUGAGUUAGAUGAAUAAAUUAAACACUUUCCAUCCACUCUCUAGGGACAGUUUUACAGAAUUGAACAUUUGUAUUGUGGUAACUUUGAUUGGUAUUAGCAUGGGCACAGGAAUUAGUCCUGUUCUUGUAAUUUUUAACACAUCAAUAAAAUGGUAGAAAUGUAAGUUUUUACUUGUUUUUC